This is a messenger RNA of Stegastes partitus (bicolor damselfish), 2978 nucleotides long. It is a transcript of the gene slc35a3a, whose product is annotated as solute carrier family 35 member A3a. Gene Ontology annotation, molecular function: pyrimidine nucleotide-sugar transmembrane transporter activity. Lineage: Eukaryota; Metazoa; Chordata; Actinopteri; Pomacentridae. The record is from RefSeq and is a predicted model, not a curated record. The transcript has 8 exons. Gene Ontology annotation, biological process: pyrimidine nucleotide-sugar transmembrane transport. The coding region runs from base 411 to 1397 and encodes 328 amino acids. Gene Ontology annotation, cellular component: Golgi membrane.
AGAGACGUGAACGCGGAAGCCACUGAGGAUUUUACAUGCAUGAGAUUUGUUUCCUUGUGUAGCUUCUCUCUCUCUCUCUGUGAUUGAGUCUUUCUUCGGGCGGCCAGUUAAAUAGCAGAUAAUGGCAGAAACGGAUGCGGGCGUCGGUGCGGAGACUCUGCAGCGGUAACGUCCAGGACGGACGCUCGAGGUCCAGUUGCGGGUCAAUGGACGCCAGGACUUGAAGUGCUGCUGUUUUGACAGCUGGGUUGAGCCUCCACUACCUGUCCGUCUGCCUCACAGAAAGAGCUGCAGUUUGUUUUUUUGUUGUUGUUGUUGUUUUUUUAAUGCAGUGACAAAUACCUACACCUGUGAAGCUGCGGUAGAAGCGCCAUUAAAAGAAAAGAAAGCGACCCCACCGAGCAGCGGCCAUGGCUUCCACCCGGCUCAAGUACCUCUCCCUGAGCGUGCUGGUGUUCCAGACCACCUCCCUGGUGCUCACCAUGCGCUACUCCCGGACCCUGCAGGCCGACGGCCCGCGCUACCUGGCCUCCUCCGCCGUGGUGGUGGCCGAGGUCAUGAAGAUCUUCACCUGCGUGCUGCUCGUCUUCAAGGAGCACAGUUACAGCAUGCGAGCUCUGAACAGCAUCCUACGCCAGGAAAUCCUUCACAAACCCGUAGAAACACUGAAGCUGGCGAUCCCGUCGGGGAUCUACACACUACAGAACAACCUGCUGUACGUCGCUCUGUCCAACCUGGACGCGGCCACCUACCAGGUGACGUACCAGCUGAAGAUCCUGACCACGGCUCUGUUCUCAGUGUCCAUGCUGGGCCGAAGGCUGGGCGUCUACCAGUGGCUCUCCUUGCUGAUUCUAAUGGCCGGAGUGGCUCUUGUGCAGUGGCCCUCUGAGUCCGCCGUGACCCCGGAGAAGGAGGCCCCGUCUGCAGGCUCCCAGUUUGUGGGUGUCACAGCGGUUCUGGUGGCCUGCUGCUCCAGUGGGUUCGCCGGCGUCUACUUUGAGAAGAUCCUGAAGGAGAGCAAACAGAGCGUCUGGGUCCGCAACAUCCAGCUGGGGAUGUUUGGCUUCGUGUUCGGCCUCUUCGGGAUGCUGGCCUACGACGGCGAGCGGGUGAGGGAGUCGGGAAUGUUUCAGGGAUACAACACAGUCACCUGGACCGUUGUCGCGCUGCAGGCGCUGGGUGGUCUGGUCAUAGCGGCGGUCAUCAAGUAUGCAGACAACAUCCUCAAGGGCUUCGCUACAUCGCUCUCCAUCAUCCUGUCCACUCUCAUAUCCUACUUCUGGCUGCAGGACUUCGACCCCACUGGCGUUUUCUUCGUGGGAGCCAUUUUGGUCAUCGUGGCCACUUUCCUGUACGGCUACGAAGGCAAGCCUACCCCCAACCCCAGCAGGGCGUAGGACACUCGCGGCCGACGCUACGGCGGCAGUAGGAGGUCCUGCUGAAGACUUGGAGGGGAAAGGAGGACAGAGAACUGGAGAAAAAGAAGGUGAAAGGUCUUCACCGUAUAGAGAUCACAUUUAAAAAAAAAAAAAAAACGGAGGAGCAGAGGAAUAGGAAGAGAGGAGGUAAGCAGGCUGGGAACGGAGGACGGUUAAAAAAGAAAAAAAAGCGAGCACAAUGCUGCGAUGGAUCUCACCUCAAGUGCCUCAGCUGAGAAGGAAAAAGCAAUGAGAAAAGAAAACAGGAUUGUGUGUUUUUCUUUUCUUCUGUUAUUACCACUGUAGAGAUAAUCCUGGCUGCCACACCUCCAGAGAUAUUCACCGACUGAUUGUGUUCAUUAGGAACUAGUUUGACUGCCAGUCACUGUUACUGCCGCAUCAAUCACAUCCAUACAACGAAGGAUUACAGAACCCAACGCACGGUUGGAGCUUCUAAAUCCUCUUCAAAGCCACAUUUUUUUCAGAUAUAGUGUAACUGUAGUCUGAACUGUUGUCUUGUUCACCUCAGAGUUGCAGUAUUUAAUGCUCUGACAGUCUUUCUUGUCCCAUUUUGGCCAUUUAAAGCACAUUUUAGGGCCUUUAAUGAGCUCUCCCAGACAAUUUUGCUCUAAAGCUGCGUACAAAACAGCUUCAACAGUCAAAUAAUUCUGAUUGAAAGCGAUCUGGUUUGGCGCUGUGGCUCCAUUCUGCCACAGAGCUGGGAUUUGUACACAACUUUAGAGGCCUUUCUGCCUGGGAGGGAGGCGCAGUUCGGGGCAAAUAAGGUGAAGCUUUAGGCUACGGUAGUUGCAGUGAUCAUAACUUGUAUUGUUUCCUAAAUUAUGGUCCUCAUGUUUCAGUUUGUUCAGCUGUUUUUGUUGCCGAGCAACAUACAGUCCCUGUGGCGUGUCCGACUACGUAUACGGCAUCAGCUCACUGUUCGACUGCUGGAGCUGCGAAGGUUCGACUGUAAUCUGAGUGUUUGAAUAAAAUAAAUGAAUCUGACACUUGAGAAAUAUUGUUUGUUGCUGUAACAACUGGUGAUUAUUUAAAGAUACUGAUUUGUUGUUUUUUUUGUUUAAGCUGAGAAGUUGAUUACAUGUAAGAUAAUUUUGUACAACCUCGGAUCACGUUAGGUGUAAAUAAUAGCACCAUUUAAAGUGUGUUCUAUAAAUCUAAAUGAACUGUCUGUUUAACUUAUUCAUUCAGUAAUUAGGCUGCAGCUUACAUUACUUUCUCAAAGCCACUGGUGAUGGUCGACAUCCACCUCCUUGUGUCCUGUGCUUGUGUAGCGAUAUAUUCUGUUGAUUUUUUUUGUGGCAAUCGAAAAUCUCCUGAAUGUGGCCCCGCGGUGUCUGGAACUGACUGAAUUGUUGAUUACGUCAGACAUCUGCGAGGCCGUGUUUACUUAGGAAGCAACCUUGGACUGUAUGAUUUGACUGGUGUUUUUCUUCUGGAGCGACUUCUUUCCUGGGAUGAAGCGGGUAUAAUGAAUAACUUUUAUUAUUUUAAUUACCAACAUGUGAAUCUUUUUAUAAAGAAAAAAAAUGUUUCCUUUAA